AUGAUAACGACAAAGACAGGAAAUGUCAUACCGAGCACUGGCAAUUCAAGGCUCAAUGCUAAGCUCCAGGGAGGUCUUCGUAUCAUAAGAGAGGACAUGACGUGUGCUGAGUUCCACGAUUCUGUUUGGGGCUUUGUUAUCUAUCGCUGCGUGGAGGGCAGCGAUGCUGCGUGGAGCAGCAUUCUGGAGCAGCUUGAAAGCCACAUCCAGGAAAGUCUCGAGGAUGAGCAACUCCAGGACCUCUUGCCAUUCCAUGAUUUACACAUCAUUGACGACAAGUCGCUUUACGGGGCAUCGAUUGAUGAAGUCAGAGCCCAUUUCCAAGCUUGGGUGCCGAAAACCCUGGAAGCUAGGCUUCGCCCAGACAUCAAGUGUACUAUUUCCGACGUAAGCUACCUAAGCGUAGAUAUCGCACCUAGAUACGAAUACUGUCUCGCCGUAGACGAGAUAUCUCUAGAGUCAGUGGAACAUCCGGAAGGUGUGGGGCCUGUGGUUAAGCUGGUCUGCCGAGACUGGGAGUGCCCUUGGAGUCCCGAGGAAAAGCUUCGGGGGGUGCACCCGCCAUUCCAUGACGGGAUCACUGAGUAUGACGAGGAAGAUGUGGGCUGGAUGUACAUGUGUCUUGUAUCUUAUAUGGAUAAAUACGAGAACUUCCACGAUUGGUGUUGGGAUGACAUGUAUGUGAGACCACCGUUCAUAGAUGGGACCGAGGAUGAGACCGAUAUGGUGGGCCAUUGGAGGCGAAAGAAGGAUGUCAACCAGGACAAGGAGGUCUCUGAAACUUGA
This is a messenger RNA of Venustampulla echinocandica, 786 nucleotides long. RefSeq lists its product as uncharacterized. The coding region runs from base 1 to 786 and encodes 261 amino acids. Lineage: Eukaryota; Fungi; Ascomycota; Leotiomycetes; Helotiales; Pleuroascaceae. The transcript has 3 exons. The record is from RefSeq and is a predicted model, not a curated record.